UGGAAAUUAGCUGGAUGGGGGCCCAAUGAAAUGGUGGUAAAUUUUAACUUUUCUACAUGGGGUACUGCCUGCCAGUCCAAAAGAGAAUACUGUAUCAAGACAAUAGCUGUGCACGAGUUCGGUCAUUUUCUUGGUUUCUCUCACGGGAAUAAUCGACCAGAUACACCACGCAGCGUCUGCACCGAAGAACCACAAGGAAAUCAUUGGAGAUUUCAUUGUGACAGUGUGGGACCUUCCCUCCGUGAUGAACUACUGCAAACCCACUGGAGCGGAGAUAAUAGCACUUGUUACUGAAGUUGAACAAAUAGUUUGUAAUAUCCUUAACUCAUUUCCCCAAGGUGUAUACACAUCUCCAAACUAACUUGUUUGGAAAUCAAAAAACAGUAAUUCGCUCUGUACUCGACAAUCUGCCGUGGCAUGUUGAGAGAAUAAGUGGAUAUAUGGGGUGUCUGGAAGGCUUGGAGUUUGAUGGACUGGACACGCUGAUCUCCUUCAUACAUAUCGUGAGAAACACGAGCCUGCGUUUGCAAAGAUGCCUUUGCCAGAGUUUGACGAGAUAAUAGAGUGGAUGAUGCAGAGACUUCUUUCAAUCGACCAGGAGCGUCUUACAGUGAAUAUGGACAAGUUCAAGGCAAGGGACAACAACCAGGAAGGCGGAACCUCUGGAUUGAGCUAUCACGGAGAGAUCCUGCAGCGAUGAAGGAUGCGCAGCAAAUUCUCCAGCAACUAUAUGAAGCACGAGAUGUGAUACAUAGAACGUUGCAGCAGACAGGUUACUCGUACAGGGUUAGAGUGGAUGAGCUGCUUGAUAUUUCAGAAAGGCUCGAGACAGCAAGCGGCUGAAUC
Molecule: messenger RNA, 846 nt
Organism: Aspergillus caelatus
Lineage: Eukaryota; Fungi; Ascomycota; Eurotiomycetes; Eurotiales; Aspergillaceae
Exons: 1
Coding region: 31-294 (87 amino acids)
Biological process (GO): proteolysis
Cellular component (GO): extracellular matrix
Molecular function (GO): zinc ion binding; metalloendopeptidase activity
Source: RefSeq, a predicted model, not a curated record